UAAAAAUGAAAAUGAAAAGUCGGAAAAACAAAAAGAACGAGAAAAGAGAGGAUAAAGAAGAAAGACCGGAUACACACUCCGAGUGAUGCCAAAAAAGAACCAUACGCCUCCAAAAUAUCGCGAUAAAUGGAAAACCCUAAAAAAUCUGCCGCCUCCGUUUUUCUCUCCGUCGAGAAGGACCAAUCUCUUUCUCUCUGCGCAGAGACGAGAAAAUCAGCUACUCACUGCUGAGUUUUACUUUGCUCCCUCUGUAGGUUGACAUACAGCGCCGAAGAGAAGAGAAGAAUGGUUCGAGAAAAAGAUGUUUGUUGGGAAUAUGCUGAGAAAUUAGAUGGAAACAAGGUGAGAUGCAAAUUUUGUCAGAGAGUUCUGAAUGGUGGCAUUAGUAGAUUGAAGCAUCAUCUAUCUCGACUUCCAAGUAAGGGUGUAAAUCCAUGUAGCAAAGUGAGAGAUGAUGUUACUGAUAGAGUGAGGACCAUAAUAGCAUCAAAGGAGGAGGUCAAAGAAACUUCUAGUGGUAAAAAGCAAAAGUUAGUAGAAGUCAAAUCUCCUGGAAAUGUCUCUGCUAGUAAAGCUCUCAUGUCUUUCGAUACACCGACUCCAAUCCAGAAAGUUUUUCCUAAUGUCACUCCAAUGGUCCCUCCCCCCUUGAAUAACCAGGAGAAUGCAGAGAGAAAUAUUGCUCUGUUCUUUUUUGAGAACAAGCUUGACUUCAGUAUAGCUCGUUCUUCAUCCUAUCAGCUAAUGAUUGAUGCCAUAGCAAAGUGUGGUCCUGGAUUUAUAGGUCCAUCUGCAGAAACUCUGAAGACUACAUGGCUGGAAAGGAUCAAGUCUGAAAUGAGCCUACAGUCGAAAGAUAUUGAAAAAGAGUGGACUACCACAGGUUGUACUAUCAUUGCCGAUACAUGGACUGACAACAAGUCGAGAGCUUUGAUUAACUUUUUGGUUUCAUCACCCUCACGGACCUUUUUUCAUAAGUCCGUGGAUGCAUCUGCAUAUUUCAAGAACACAAAAUGCCUUGCUGAUUUAUUUGAUUCUGUCAUACAAGAUUUUGGCCAAGAAAAUGUUGUGCAGAUCAUCAUGGAUAGUAGUUUCAACUAUACUGGGGUUGCGAACCAUAUUUUGCAGAAUUAUGCAACCAUUUUUGUGUCUCCUUGUGCAUCUCAGUGUUUAAAUCUUAUUUUAGAGGAAUUCUCAAAGGUGGAUUGGGUGAACAGAUGUAUCUUACAAGCACAAACCAUUUCAAAGUUCAUAUACAACAAUGCCUCGAUGCUUGAUCUGAUGAAAAAGUUCACUGGGGGGCAGGAACUCAUUAGAACUGGCAUCACGAAGUCUGUUUCCAACUUCCUUUCCUUGCAAUCUAUGUUGAAGCAAAGGUCAAGGUUGAAACACAUGUUCAACAGCCCCGAGUACUGCACUAACUCCUCUUAUGCAAAUAAAACACAGAGCAUUUCAUGUAUUUCCAUUGUGGAGGAUAAUGAUUUCUGGAGGGCAGUGGAAGAAAGUGUGGCCAUCUCUGAGCCAUUUCUCAAAGUGUUGAGGGAAGUAUCUGGAGGGAAACCUUCUGUGGGUUUUAUAUAUGAGCUAAUGACCAGGGCCAAGGAAUCAAUAAGGACAUACUAUAUAAUGGAUGAGAACAAGUGCAAGACAUUCUUAGAUAUAGUAGAUAGAAAGUGGCGGGAUCAACUCCAUUCACCUCUACACGCAGCCGCAGCAUUUUUGAACCCUGGCAUCCAAUAUAAUCCAGAAAUAAAAUUUCUUACAUCUAUAAAGGAGGACUUUUUUAAAGUUCUGGAGAAGCUACUCCCCAUGCCUGAAAUGAGACGUGACAUUACUAGUCAAAUAUUCACAUUUACAAAGGCAACUGGGAUGUUUGGUUGUAGCCUAGCAAUGGAAGCAAGAGAUGUAGUUUCACCUGGGCUUUGGUGGGAACAAUAUGGCGAUUCUGCACCUGUUUUGCAACGAGUUGCCAUCAGAAUACUCAGCCAAGUUUGCAGCAGUUUCACGUUCGAGAGGCAUUGGAGUGCAUUCCAGCAAAUUCACUCGGAGAAGCGCAACAAGAUUGAUAGAGAAACACUGAACGACCUUGUCUACAUAAAUUACAAUCUCAAGUUAGCAAGACAGACAAGAACCAAGACUUUAGAAGCCGAUCCUAUUCAAUUCGAUGAUAUUGACAUGACUUCGGAGUGGGUAGAGGAGAGUGAUAAUCCUAGCCCAACGCAAUGGCUUGACCGUUUUGGUUCUGCUCUGGAUGGGAGUGACUUGAAUACAAGACAGUUUAACGCUGCCAUAUUUGGUUCAAAUGACCACAUCUUUGGUUUAUGACUAUGAAAAUCCUCGAACACCAAAUCCUGUGUCUUUAUAGUGAUCAGUGUCCUUUCUUGAUGCUGUGAUUGCCUAGUAUCUAAUCCUUGACAUGCACUUUUGUAACUUUCUAGAUUGAAUAGUUGUAGACUUGUAGUAUAGUCUCUAAGAAAUAAUAUUACUUUUUCUUUUUCUUUCA
Molecule: messenger RNA, 2503 nt
Organism: Prunus avium (sweet cherry)
Lineage: Eukaryota; Viridiplantae; Streptophyta; Magnoliopsida; Rosales; Rosaceae
Product: hAT transposon superfamily
Molecular function (GO): protein dimerization activity; DNA binding
Source: RefSeq, a predicted model, not a curated record